GACCAAAAAAUCAACAACUCCUCUCAUUAGAAUUUAUCAAGACAUAUAUCAAGAAAUGGAGAGCUAUAUUGAAACAGAAUUGAUUAUUAAUCACAAGGACACAGAGUUAAGGUUGGGAUUACCUGGAAACGAUGAUGAACAAGAUAAACAUUCAUGCAAUAUUGGAUCUGUUGUUAGAAGCAAUAAGAGGUCUUUUUCACCGGAAACAAGUGUUGAAGAGUCUUCCAUCUGCAAUGCUUCUAGUUCCUCAACCACAAGUGAUCAUGACCAAUGCACUCUUCAACCUUCAAAGGUACAAGUAGUUGGAUGGCCAUCAAUUAGAUCGUUUAGGAAGAACAGUUUACAACAAAAGAAAGUGGAAGAUGGAAGUAGAAUGUACGUGAAAGUGAGCAUGGCUGGUGCACCUUACUUGAGAAAGAUAGAUCUCAAUGUUUACAAAAGCUAUUCAGAACUUCUCUUAGCUUUGGAAAAUUUGUUCAAGUGCACAAUUGGUGAAUAUUCAGAAAGAGAAGGGUAUAAUGGAUCUGAGCAUGCACCUACUUAUGAAGAUAGGGAUGGUGAUUGGAUGUUGGUUGGAGAUGUUCCAUGGAACAUGUUCAUAUCCUCUUGCAAGAGGUUUAAGAUAGUGAAAGGAUCAGAGGCAAAGGGGUUAGCAUGUUUAUGACCAAAAAAUCAUGGAUGCAUCUUCUAAAGCAUGCGCGAAGCAUAUGAAGUUAAACAUAGAGAACGGAUGGUCCAGUAAAUGUGAAUGUGGAAAACAUCUGAUCUCGAUCUCGAUCUCAACAAUACAAUCAUAGCGUGAAAAACAUAGCUGUCAGAGAAAUGGAAUUUGAGUUCUAUAUAAGUGGCUUUUGAGGCUUCAUUUCUUAAUAUAAUAAGCCUUUCAGAGACUUCUA
Messenger RNA from Vicia villosa (hairy vetch), 896 nucleotides. RefSeq names its product auxin-induced protein 22E-like. Gene Ontology annotation, cellular component: nucleus. The record is from RefSeq and is a predicted model, not a curated record. The transcript is spliced from 4 exons. Gene Ontology annotation, molecular function: protein binding. Gene Ontology annotation, biological process: regulation of DNA-templated transcription. NCBI's taxonomy places the organism in Eukaryota, Viridiplantae, Streptophyta, Magnoliopsida, Fabales, Fabaceae. The coding region runs from base 56 to 664 and encodes 202 amino acids.